Messenger RNA from Patella vulgata (common limpet), 2243 nucleotides. Its product is annotated as proton-coupled folate transporter. Gene Ontology annotation, molecular function: transmembrane transporter activity. Bases 207 to 1661 code for a protein of 484 amino acids. The transcript is spliced from 5 exons. The record is from RefSeq and is a predicted model, not a curated record. Gene Ontology annotation, cellular component: plasma membrane. Gene Ontology annotation, biological process: transmembrane transport. Lineage: Eukaryota; Metazoa; Mollusca; Gastropoda; Patellidae.
CAUAACUAUUGUGAUUCACGGGAAAGAUUACGCGAAAACUUCCUGUUCGUGGAAAAGCCCACAUUUUGAAAGAAAGUGCAUGAAACAAUGAAUGUUGAUUGUAGUACAGGCAGUAGCUUGUCUUUUAUGUCUUAAUUUGGUCACGAAAAGAUCAUCAAUUAAGAAAAAAUUGACGUAACUCGUCGGUCUACUUUUUCCAUAAAAAGAUGGCUACGGACGUUGGUAGCGAAUACAGGUCACUACUUAGACACACAUCUGACGAUGGACUGCAUAAUCAAUCGGAAAGGAAUGUUGGCCGUCUGAGAUGCCUUGUCAUUGAAACUGUUGUGUUCUUGUUUUUUGUCGCUCAUGGGAUUGCUAUUCCUAUUAACGUGUUCUACGCUCACAGUCGUCUCCAGACUCAGCGACAUGGUAAAAAUUACACCUGUGAACUAUUCGGAAACCACACGUCAGUUUCGAACGACACAAAAGGAGAGCAAGAUGAAAUGACGCAAUUUAUGAUGUAUAAUAAAGUAGUUAACGUCAUUGGAAUCAUCCCUGCAAUAUUCUUUGGACCCAUCGUGGACAAAGUCGGAAGAAAAGUGGGCAUUUUGAUACCAACGAUAGGUAUAUUAGGUAAAGCCAUCUUCUUUUACCUAUUUAUAAGUCUCGAUUUAAGUAUGUAUUAUCUUUUGAUUGGUUGCGGAAUUGAAAACAUCUCUGGUGGAUAUGCAGUGAUGUUACUUUCGUGUUUCGGGAUCAUAGCAGACAUAACGCCCCCAGGAAAGGUGAGAACGUAUCGUAUAGCAGUUAUAGAAGCUUUACAAGCCGUCACCACAUCGGUAGCUAUAGUUACAACAGGAUUCUGGAUUCAAAACCACGACUUCAGAAACCCCAUGAUUCUGUCUGCUGCAGCAAGUGUCUGUCUUCUGUGUCUGGUGCUGACCGUUGUUCCAGAAACCUUGGAGAUAACUUCGGGAUUAACGUGCUCCCCGGGUUUGUUUCUACGUUGCUGUUCCGUGUAUAUGAAGAGUAAGUACUUCAAGGAAAGAAGAUGGAUGAUGGUGGCCGCGCUCGUCUGUUUUAUUCUAACUGUAUCUGUAAACUUUACCAAAUCCAAUAUCCAGCAGAUGGUUUUAAUGUAUGCCCCGUUCUGUUGGGGUGAGGUCAAAUUAACUCUUUACGUGUCCGCUGGAUUAAUAGUCUGCUGGUUUGCGAUUUUAGUUGUCUCCAAGUUAUUACAAACACUCUUCAAUUUACAGGACUUAUCAUUGGGCAUCGUUGGCUGUAUCUCCUCUAUUGCCUCGCUCUUCAUUUUCUCGUUUGCUUCAACAGACACGUUUGCCUAUGCAGCGACAGGAGCAGGAGUGUUUAUUAGAUUGAUCAUACCCAUGAUUAGAUCUUUUUCAUCUCGACAUGUUUUAUUGAAAGAACAAGGAGCCCUGUUUGCUGGUUUUGCAGCUGUUGAAGUAGUAACAGCAGCGGUGGCAGGAAGUCUUUCUGAUUACAUUUAUUCCAAAACCUUUUCCUUUUUUAGAGGUUUUAUCUUUGUCUGUAUGGCGGUAUUUAUGAUCGUAACGCUGGGCCUCUUAGUAUUGUUAAGAGUUAAAACAAAGGACGAAGUGGCAUCGGGAUAUCGAAGACUACCAGAAGAUGAGUGUCCGUAUGAAAGAAUAAACUAGCGAAACCUCCGACAGCCGAGAAGCAAAAGCAUUUAGAAACUGGAUUAUAUUUCAUCUUUGAUAACUUUUUUUUAUCAGUAUUCUUGAAUGAAAACAAAUAAUUUUAUAAUGGUAAUGGUCAACCAGUCCGCAAUUAUGAAAAAAACAAAACAACAAAAAACACCGUCACUGUUAAUGGACAAACUGCAUUUAUUAAUCGCCCGGGUGAUCGACUGCCAUUUAUUUGUUCAAGUUCUUGACGGUUAUUGAUAUAAAUUCAGUCGAAAUUCCGAAUAUUUAGACGAAAGGCGCAACGUCACCUUGUUUUCGCUUGACUACACCAUGAUAAGGUGUUUAUGCUUUAAAUGGUGUAAAUUGCUUUAAAACUUUCUUGGCGUAGGGCCAAAUCAAUUUGCAUUUCACGGUCUUUACUUAUAUAAUAAUAUAAUAUUGCAUUUUGUAGAUCUGAUCGUCACGAGAUUAUUUAAAUUAUUGUCUAUGUAUUGCUUUUAUAUGUAUUAUAAUUUAUUAUUUUAUAUGAAAAAUAUUCUCAUAUCACAAUUUUUUUGAUCUUCUGAGGAUUGUUUUAAUUAAAAUCUAUAU